AGCAUCAUGGCUCUGAGGGGGAUGUUUGUGUUUCUGGCGCUUGCCUACUGCUUGAACAUAGCUUCUGGUACUACGCUUGGCGUGGUGUACACUGAAGGUGGCAUGGUUGAAGGCACCAAUAAGAAGGUGGGAUUUCGAAAAUACCUUGAUAUCUUUAAGGGCAUUCCCUUUGCUGCACCUCCAGGGAGAUUCGAGAACCCCAAGCCUCACCCUGGAUGGUCAGGUAUUCUUAAGGCCAAUGAGUUCAAGAACAGGUGUCUCCAGAUGACCCUUCUGCAAACUAAUACUCGAGGUGGGGAAGAUUGUCUCUAUCUGAACAUCUGGGUCCCCCAACAUGCAAAAGUGUCUACUGACCUUCCUGUCAUGGUCUUUAUUUAUGGAGGCGCAUUCCUGGUGGGUGGAUCCCAAGGCCCCAAUUUCCUGGAUGAUUAUCUGUACAGUGGAGAGGAGAUUGCGAUGAGGGGAAAUGUCAUUGUGGUGACCCUGAACUAUCGCAUUGGAACUCUGGGCUUCCUAAGCACGGGUGACUCCAAUGGACCAGGAAAUUACGGCCUAAGAGACCAGCACAUGGCCAUUGCCUGGGUCCAUCGCAACAUCAGAGCCUUUGGUGGUGACCCCAAUAAUCUCACCAUCUUUGGUGAAUCGGCAGGAUCUGCCAGCGUCAACCUCCAGAUCCUGUCUCCUUACAACAAAGGGCUGAUCCGUAGAGCCAUCUCCCAGAGUGGUGUUGCGCUAAGUCCCUGGGCGACCAACACCAGACCCCUCUUUUGGGCCGAAAAGAUCGCUGAGAAAGUUGGCUGCCCAACCAAUGAUACGGCUAAGAUGAUGGCCUGCAUGCGCAUUAGUGACCCUGUGGCCCUCACUCUGGCAGGCAACUUGCAGCUGUUUAACUUGCAAGAGCCAGUGGUCUUCGGACUGGGCCUCUCCCCAGUGGUUGAUGGUGACUUCAUCCCAGACCAUCCUGCAAACCUGUAUCCAAAUGCAGCUGAUGUGGACUACAUUGCUGGGGUAAAUGACAUGGACGGCCACUUUUUCGCAGGAUUUGACGUUCCAUCAGUCAACAAAAAGAAGGACACAACCCUUCCCUCAGACCUGUACAAGCUGCUGCUGGGCCUGUCCAAGGAUAAGGGCGAUCCUGCUGCCAAGGACGCUUUUGAUCUCUACACGCAGAGUUGGGGAGCGAGCCCCUCACUGGAGACCAUUAAGAAGACAAUAGUCGACGUGGAAUCAGACUUCCUCUUCAUUGCCCCCACAUAUGCGUCCCUCUGCUUACAUAACCAGCACGCCAGUGUGGGUAAAACAUACACGUAUGUCUUCAAUAUGCCAUCCCGAGUGCCAUUCUUCCCAAGUUGGAUGGGGGCAGAGCAUGCUGAAGAUUUGCAGUAUGUCUUUGGGAAACCCUUCACGACCCCACUGGCCUACUUCCCUCGACACCGAGACGUCUCCAAGUAUCUGAUUGCGUAUUGGACCAACUUUGCCAGGACAGGGGACCCCAACAAAGGAGAGUCUGAUGUUCCCGCUCAGUGGCCUGCAUUUACCUGCAAGGACCUCCAGUACCUGGAAAUCAACAACAACAUCAAGUACAGCUCGGUCAAGCAGAAGCUGAGGACCCGCUUUGUGCACUUCUGGGCAGAUGUUUAUCCUACCUAUGCGGAUGUCAUCUCGUCUCCCACUCCAUAGACUGCCCCGUGUUUAUUUAGGCUAGCACCCCAUCAAAAUCUUUAUUAAAAACCAAUUCAGAUGUAUAGUCACGGUUUAGGCAAUAUUAGUAAAUCUCAUCCCCAAGACAGCCUUACAUGGACUUCCUUUGUUAAAGCCCACUCACCUGAGCAGACCUGGACCGGUGCAGUAAAUAAAACACCUCCACAGGGGGUCUAGACCAACCUUCUUCACUAACCCACUGACCCUGGCCUUCUUAAUUAAGUGACAGCCUUGAUCAACAAGUCACAAUCUAAAAGAACUCGACAAAGAUCCCACAUCCCUACAUACAAAUACCACAAUUAAGCCUCAACUGAUCCGACAUUCAAAAAGUUGUUUUUUUUUAAACUCCAUUUAUUAAAAAUUCACUUUUCUACAGUCACCUUCCUUUGCAAAGCACUUUCCUCAGCAUCGUACCAACUUUUUAAUGCCCAAUUCCUACUCCUCCCACCUUCAAAGUUUCUCCACUUUUAAUAUUUUCUUGUCCCUCGUAAAUCACACCCCUGCUCAGACCCCUUGGCUCUCUCUUUCCAGAACAUGCCUGGGUCACCAGCUGUAGUAACCUCUCUGACCUGAAGACACACCUGAAGUUAGCUAAAGCUCACCCAAAAGGCCACAUUGCCAGAGCCGUGUUCCUUCCGUACAAGUCAAUUUGUCACUUUCCCGUCACCUUCACCUCUGACCACUUCACUCUGGGCUGUGGCAGAUGGCAACUCCUCUUUAGGCACCACUCACAACUGCGCUAUUGUCAGUCCAUGUCCUGCUCUGCAUGAGGCGCACAGUGACCACCAUACGCUAGGCGGGCUAAUCCAGCAGAGUGACAGUCCAAGACUGGCAGCGUUCUAGUCAGCAAAAUAAAGCGAUAGCAGUGACCACGUACCACCUCACAUCUGGGCACGGGCAUGGUUUGUUGUCUUGGAACUUAACAUAAUAAAGGGCAUCCAUAUGUAGUUA
Messenger RNA from Polypterus senegalus (gray bichir), 2652 nucleotides. It is a transcript of the gene cel.2, whose product is annotated as carboxyl ester lipase, tandem duplicate 2. Gene Ontology annotation, biological process: postsynaptic membrane assembly; modulation of chemical synaptic transmission; neuron cell-cell adhesion. Gene Ontology annotation, cellular component: cell surface; synapse; postsynaptic specialization membrane. Gene Ontology annotation, molecular function: signaling receptor activity; sterol ester esterase activity; neurexin family protein binding. The transcript has 11 exons. Lineage: Eukaryota; Metazoa; Chordata; Cladistia; Polypteriformes; Polypteridae. The coding region runs from base 7 to 1680 and encodes 557 amino acids. The record is from RefSeq and is a predicted model, not a curated record.